Messenger RNA from Penicillium canariense, 2574 nucleotides. Its product is annotated as putative JmjC domain protein. The transcript has 2 exons. NCBI's taxonomy places the organism in Eukaryota, Fungi, Ascomycota, Eurotiomycetes, Eurotiales, Aspergillaceae. The record is from RefSeq and is a predicted model, not a curated record. The annotation marks the transcript as partial.
AUGCUGUGCACCAUCUGCCUCUGGUCUCAUUGGCAAUUUCCUGUGUCGCACAAAGGUGAGCUGAACUCUCAUCCUCCCCCCACCCUUCCUCCCUGCCCUGUUGCUCCCUCAUCCAACCCCAUCGCGCCGUUCAUGCAUGAAGUGUUAACACGUCUGUCUAGCAGUAUCCGCAAAUCCUCUGGCCAUGCACCCUCUCGAUUCAGGCGACGCCGAUCCCAUUGCCUUUCUGUAUCGGUCAACUCUAACGUGAUUGAUACCUCCAAACCCCAGCUUCGUGGCGCCGCCAUGAUUCAGCGUUCGCGCGCGGUUUUCGAGCCGUUUGAUCCACGUCUGGACAUUGAGGAGGAGGUCAGGACAACACCGAGUUUCCAGUUUGUCAGGCGAAUCCCCUGCGACUGGAUUGAUCAAUUUCCUCGGGAGGAUCUCGAACUUUUCAUCCUCACCAAUGUCGUGAAGCUUGGGCUCCCACUCGUGAUUACGGGAUUCGACAAGCGGUUGGACAGAAAUCUUUUCUCGGAGAAAUGGCUACGCCGGCAUUAUUCCAGUCAUAAAUAUGAUGCCAGGGACCUGGGAAAGGGAUCCAAUUUGCCUUUAACGCUUGGCCACUACCUCCAAAGCAUGUCGACCUUAACUGAAAUUAUUAAGCCUGAGAACUAUGCCCGUCGAGACAUUCAACGACUCUACCUGAAAGAUAUCGACUGCCCGGAGGAGUGGCAGCAGGCUUUGGAGCAGUUGAUCCCAUCCACCUUUUUCUAUCUCAACCAAUCUCCCACUCCCAAGGGACUGAAAGUACCGUCCUCUCAGUCCCUUGAAUACCCCAAGACGCCACAGGGGGAACCGGUCGCGCGGGCUGGGGACUUGAUGAGCAGUCUCCCGGAUGCCAUGCGCGCACAGAAUCUCAUGUGCUACAUUGGGCACGAAGGCACCUACACCCCAGCACAUCAAGAAAUGUGUGCCAGCCUAGGGCAAAACCUGAUGGUAGAGGCCUCGGAUGGAUCUUAUGAAAACGGCAAGGCAACUCGGACGGGCUCCUCCAUCUGGCUCAUGACCGGGACCAGAGAUCGCCAUGUCGUGGCGGAAUACUGGAACUCGAUGCUUGGUCACAACAUUGAUCUGGAAGACCAUUUUGCUCAUUUGAGCUCGUGGAAGAGCGCGCCAUUCACGACCUAUGUGGUCGAGCAGAAACCAGGGGACCUCAUUCUUGUCCCCCCUCUUGCCGCUCACCAGGUCUGGAACCGGGGGACGAGGACCAUGAAGGUGGCUUGGAACCGGACCACCGUCGAGACUCUGGAAAUGGCUUUCGAUUCGGCGCUAGCGCACGCGCGUAUGGUUUGUCGCGAUGAGCAAUACAAAAACAAGGCCAUCGUCUUCUACACCCUCGAACGCUAUUCAGAUUUGCUGCGAUGGGCCCCCACGACUGAUCAUCCCGAAGUGAACAUGCUCCAAGAUAACUUCCUUCGGUUGUUCAACAUGUAUACCGACAUCCUGUUAUCGGAAACCUUUUCGAAGCACCCACCGCUCGCCAAGGAUAUUGAGUAUGAAAAGUUCGAGAGCAACAUCACUUGCUCUUACUGUCGGUGCAACAUUUUCAACCGGUUCUUGACCUGUCCUUGGUGUGUGGGUGAGGAAAAUGAUACCUACGAUAUCUGCAUGGACUGUUAUGUCCUGGGCCGAAGUUGCCAAUGUCUCUCGAAACUCAAAUGGGUCGAGCAGUUUCCGUGGAAAGACCUUGCCGAUCGACAUGAAAGCUGGCGUCGGCAGAUCAUUGCGUUCAAGCCGGACGAUCAGGCACAUAAAUCCAAAUUUCCAACCUUGCUGGUCGCCCGAGGCCAGCUGGGUCGAAAGUCCAUGGCCGAUAUCUGCCAGAUGCAAAUGGCCUUGCGACCAUGGGUCGACUGCAAGAAACCGAAAGAUACCAAGCCAGCGAUCCCGAGUGAUCUCGAGACCGAUCCGGACUCGGACAGGGAUUCACACGCCCGAAAAAGAAGGAGAACUAGCCGGGCCCAAUCCCAGUCCGAGAAACUCGGGCGUUGCCAUAUGUGCAAAAAUUCGGAAUCUCUGUGGAAGCUUGCUUCGUGUGAAACGUGCAACCUCCAAUAUUGUUAUGGGAGUUUGUUUCGAGCCUUCGAUAUGCUCCCGCUCGACGCCAUGUGCCGGUCACACUGGCUGUGUCCGAGAUGCCGCCGAAUUUGCAACUGCGCGAGCUGUCGAAAGGAUCCGACCAUGAAUCCUCACGUACCCUUUGACAUCUUGCUCGGCCACGACACUCGAAAGAUUGCUGAUCCUCGCAGCGUCGAGACCCUCGUCAACCUGCGGGUAUCGAAUGUUGCGUUACUGAAAACAUUCGGUGACGACAAUGUGCAACGUUUGGACCGCUUGCGGCACGACAAGGAAGAGCAACGCCAGCAGCAACUAUUGAAUCAUGAUAUUCAAGUAGGCCUAGAUUCGCCGAACUCGGAUGCUUUGAAUGGCCCCGAACCGAUGAUGUAUGGAAAUCAGCUGCCGGGCAUACCCAUCGAUCCUGCUCUAGAGCUUGAUGGAUCUUUCAUGAGCCUGGAUCGAGACACGAGUGAA